Hemisphaericaspora subhashii is the source of this 525-nucleotide messenger RNA. RefSeq names its product peptidylprolyl isomerase family protein. Gene Ontology annotation, molecular function: peptidyl-prolyl cis-trans isomerase activity. NCBI's taxonomy places the organism in Eukaryota, Fungi, Ascomycota, Pichiomycetes, Serinales, Debaryomycetaceae. The record is from RefSeq and is a predicted model, not a curated record. Gene Ontology annotation, biological process: protein peptidyl-prolyl isomerization. The transcript is spliced from 2 exons. The coding region runs from base 1 to 525 and encodes 174 amino acids.
AUGAAGACUUCAUUAUUAUCCCUUGGUGCAAUUGCAUUAUCUCAAUUCUUCACUGGAGUUUCUGCAGCAGAAGGAGAAACUAUAAUCUCGGAUGAUAUCAAAAUCAAUGCUCAGUGUCAUCGUAAGACCCAAGUUGGGGAUACCAUUAGUGUCCAUUAUGAAGGUAAAUUAGAAGAUGGUACUGUGUUUGAUUCUUCUUAUGGUAGAGGACAACCAUUAUCAUUCCCAAUUGGACAAAGACGUGUUAUUCCAUGUUGGGAACAAGGAUUAUUAAAUAUGUGUCCUGGAGAAGUUAGGGAAUUAACUUGUCAACCUAGUGCUGCUUAUGGUGAAAGAGGAAUCGGUCCAAUUCCACCUAAUGCUGUUUUGAUCUUUAAGGCUGAAUUGGUUGAUAUUGCUGGAGUUGAUGUUGCUGAACCAAAGACAGAAGAACAAGCCGAAGAAGAUGAAGGUGAACAAGAAGAUGAUGAAGGAGAACCAGAACAAGAACCAGUAGAAGAAGAUGUUCCAAAGGAUGAAUUGUAG